AUGGAAGAACCAUUAGAACAAGAACACGCAAUUACAAAUGAUGAUUUAAAACCAUCAUCAUCAACAUCAACAACAACAACAACAACAAAAUCAUCCCGUUUAACAAAACAAACAACGACAACAAAUGGUACAAUACGUCGUCAUAAACGACGACGUCAAACAAAUAGUACGCGUUCAUCAAGUGAUCAUUCGACGUCAUCAAGUCGUUCAUCAUCAUCAUCAAGUCAUUCUUCACGUUCUUCAAUAAAAAAUAGCAAUUCAAAUGAUCAAGAACCAAAAAAAACGCGUAGUUGUUUAGCACAAGAACAAUUACAAAUAAUUAUUGAUAAAACAAAAACUGGAAAAUAUGACAUUUUGGAUAGUUUUGCUUUUUUAUCUUUCGAAACCGAUGAUGAUUGGCGUUUGGCAUUUGAACAUUUUAAACAACAACAAUUACAACAAGCAUUUACAAGAAAAAAAUCUCAUUCGAUAUCAGGAAAAAAAAAUGGACAUGUUAUUGAUCAUACAGAUGAACAUUUAUUACAUCGUUCAAUAAGUGUACCAUGUAAAAUUGACGAUGGACAAAAAAUAUCGAAUCAUCCGAUAUCAGCUCCAGUAGAGGAUAUAACAUCAGAAAAUCAUCAAGCAACAAUGUGGCAAGAAACAUCUCCAGAUAAAACUACUGAUGAUCGUCAAUCAAUAACAACAACAAUUAAAAGUGAACCUAUAGAGAAAACUAAUCGUUCAAGUCGAACAACAUCUGAACAUGAUGAAAAUCAUUGUGAUGUGGAAAAUAAUCCAAAUUCAACUGUAUCAUCACAAAAAUCUACGGAUGAGAUUAAAGUUGAAGCUAAUGAAAAGAAACAUCAUCAUCAUCAUCAUCACCAUCAUCAUCAUCAUAAAUCACAUAAACGACAUAAGACUAAACAUGAUCUAAGUGUUAAUGGCGAUAGUAGUAAUAAACAUCCAACGAUUACAUCAAUGUCUGAUUUAGCAAAACAACAUAUUAAAAAUGAACCAAUUCCACUUCCACCUUCAUUCAAUUUUCCACCCCAUUUCGAUCCAAAACUAUUUUCUCUUCCACAAUUUUCACCAUUUGCUUCUCCUGCUCCUCCUCCUCCACCAUCAUCAUCAUUUCCUGGUUCAUAUGAUCAUUCAUUGAUGUUAGCAAAUCGAUUCUAUGGUGGACAAUAUCCACGUGAUCUUCCCAUGGCUCCACCACAUAGACCGCCAUCAAGAUCAUUACAACAUCCAUAUUCAUUGAAAGAAAAUCAUUCAAAUUCAGCAGAAUCUAUGGAAAAAAUGUUUGAAAAAUAUUAUCCAGGUGUAUUACCAAGUUAUUUAGCAGCUGCCGCUUCUGCAGCAGCAGCAUCAGCAAAUAGUAAUUCACCUGUAUCAUCAUUAAAUGUUAAAAUGCAUGGUGCUUCUCCAAAUAAUCCUGAUCAUCCCCUAUGGCCACAUCGUGAAGCUUUACAACGACAAUUUUUAGCUGCAUCAAAUAAACGAAGUUCAACAAAAUCACCAUUAUUUGAUUCAAAUACAAAAUUACCAUCAAAUCAUUCAGGACCAUCACCAACUGAUCAUAAUAAUCAUCAUCAUCGUCGUCAUAGUUCAUCAACAUCUAAUACGGAUAUACCCAAUUCAACAACACCCACAGGACAUCCAUUAUAUUUAGCACCUGUUAUUGUUACAGAAUUUCAUCAGCAUCAACAUAAUCAUAAUCAUACACAUGAACAUAAAUUAAAUAUAACAACGAAAGAAGAACGAUCAUCAACACCAAGAUCGAAAACUCCAUUAUCAAAUGAACCUAAAAAACCUAAAUCAGGUUUUUCUGUCACAGAUAUGUUUAUUGAUAAAACAUCACCUGUUAUUAAACAUUCACCACAACCACAGCAGCAACAGCAACCUCAACAACAACAACAACAAGGUUUCUUAUCGGUUAUUAAUAAUAAAAAAGAUAAUAAUCAGUCAUCAUUAGUACAAUUAAAAAAACCAUCGAAUGGUAAAUGGUCAACAGCACAUGUUCAUAUAGCAUGGAUGAUUUAUCAUAGUGAACAACGACAACGAGAAAAAUUAAAUCUUCUUAAUCCAACAAAUAAAAUUCGUCCUUCAAAUUCAUUAGUUUCAUCAUCACAAUCGUCACUUUUACCACCACCAUUACCAUUAAAUGAUAAUAAUAAUGAUUUAUCAUUAAUACGUUCACCAUUACAACCACCACCACCUCUCCCACCACCAUUUACAUUUCCAUUUGAUCUUACUUCUCAACAAAAUCCUCUAUUUCGACCAUCAUCCACAACAAAAUUAUCACGACCAGCAAUUACACCAUCAUCAUCCUCAUCAUCUUCAUCAAUUAAAACACCAACUAUAAAACGUGAACAAAAACCACCAUUAUUUGAUGAACGUAUUCGACGAACAUCUCCAUCACCAUCAUCACGACCAACAUCAGGGUCAAAUUUUCUUCCAUCUUCACCAUCACAUCGUAUGAGGAUGGAUUUUCCAUCAUUAUUGUUACCACCACCACCUACACAACAUCAACUACCAACAUUUUCUGUAAACGAUGAUCGAAGACGUUUUCAAGCUCCAAAUCCCGAUCUUUUACAAUCUUUUGGCGCUUCAGGUCCAAAUCCAUUUUUUCAAUCAUUUUUUCCAAUGGGUGCACCACCAAUGCCACCACCCCCACAACAUAUGUCUUCAUCAUCAUCGUCUCGUCGUAGUGGUAUGAACAGUGAUUCAUCAAAAUCAUCAUUAUUUCUUCCAUCUAUGCAAACACCAUUUGAUUUUACUCGAUCACCUUUAUUACAAUCUGGACUUCCUCUACCGAAUAAUCAUCUUGACUCUGAUCGUUAUCGUUUUAUUUAUGAACAACAAGCACGUGAACGAGAUUUUCAAUUAGCAAUGAUGGCUGCAGCAGGAGGAAAUGGACCACCACCUCCACCACCACUUUUUACCGAUCCAAAUUCUUCGGCACUGUUUAAACAUUAUCAAACUUAA
Molecule: messenger RNA, 2970 nt
Organism: Adineta steineri
Lineage: Eukaryota; Metazoa; Rotifera; Eurotatoria; Adinetida; Adinetidae
Source: the annotation of a GenBank genome assembly